GAGGCGGUAGUUUGUGAUUAGUUUUGUAGAUACAACUAAAAUAGCGUAUAGAUCUAUAAUUAAACGUUGGAAAUGACGUACGUAGUACGAUGCUAUUCACAGUGGCACUAGUUUGAUGAUUCUUACCGAGCAUUUUGGUCCAUACGUACAACAUUUGGUGAUAACUGCGAAUGAGAGUUCUUUUGUUGGAGAAAUAGUGCAAAAACAAAGAAAGAGAUUAUUUUAUAUUAAGAAUAUAUAAUAUAUUUACGAGGAAAAUGCAGGAGGAAAAUGUGAAAGAGGGAGAAUGUUCGGUAUGCGGUAAAAGUGCUAAGCUGAAAUGCAGCGACUGCAGGCGCAGCUUUUAUUGUAACAAGGAACAUCAAAAGGAAGACUGGCCACGACACAAGUCUAUUUGCCAUGCAUGGGAGAUUAAGGAAAACGAAGAGGUAGGGAGAUAUUUAGUCGCAAAUAGAGAUCUAACGAGCGGUGAAGCGAUCAUUUCAGAAGUACCACUCGUUUGGGGAGCCGCACCUCAUACGCAUAAUAGGGUGUGCAUCGGUUGCGGGUCUCGUUGCGAGUAUAUCGAAACAAGAUGUACCAAGUGCUUAUGGCCGUCCUGCUCUAUUAACUGCCAGGCUCUCUUUGCUAAAGACGGCCACGAGUUGGAAUGUGCCCUUCUUGCAAAAACCAGAAUCUUUCCCAGAUGCGACGUUUUGCUAGCCAUAAGAAUGCUUAUACUUUGGAAGACUAAGUCGAAGCGUUGGAAAUUAUUGGAAAAGCUACAGAGUCACGAAAAUGCUCGCGGUCCUGGGACCGAGGCGUAUGAAGAGGUGCAAGAGGUAAAGAAGCAUCUUGGACCACUUAUCGAGGUCGAUCCUUCCUGCGCUAAGAUUUUACCGAAAAUUUGUGGACUGAUCGAUGUGAACGCGCUCGAAACUAUACCACCGGAAGGUUCCGUCGCUAUUUAUCGUACGGCUUGCCUUUUGGAGCAUCGUUGCUUAGCAAAUACGCGACAUUCGUUUACUUUGGACGAGAAAGGUAGACCGAUUAUUACCGUCACGGCUGUUACCUCGAUUAAAAAGGGCGAACAUUUGAGUACGAAUUAUACUCACGCACUUUGGUCGACCAGAGCAAGGAGGCAACAUUUGCUAGCGACCAAAUAUUUCUCUUGUACGUGCGAACGAUGCGCCGAUCCAACAGAACUGGGAACACAUCUCGGUACUCUGAAAUGUCCUUACAACGACGCUGGACUCGUUCUUCCGAGAGAUCCGUUGGACUUUGAAACGGAAUGGUCCUGCAAUAAGUGUCAAGGUACUCUUCAGGCCUCGGAAGUGAUUCAGUUAACGGACAGACUCGAGGAAGAAGUCGAAGAGGCAAUGAGAUCUCCAAACAAGGCUGCGCUUUCCGAUCUUCUUUCUCGACUUCGCGCUCUUCUACAUCCAGGCCAUCAGCACUGUAUAUCACUUGGACAUUCCUUGAUACAAUUAUUACCGUCUAGAGAUCCACUAAAACUUGAGCUUUGCAAGCUUAUAAUGAAUACCGUCGCCGCGAUAGAUCCUUACUACGCGAGAUUGACACUUUAUGCCGCCAUUACUCUACGAGAACUCGCUUAUUGUCCAGGACAAGACAAGAAGGCACAUUUGUCGAAAGCUGCAACUUUAUUGAUGUCAGAGCCUCCGAAGAGCCCAGGGGCUAAAUUACUGCGACUGAUAAAUUCUGAAUUGAAAUAUGCUUGAUACUGAAUGAUCGAUUCUACAUGUAUCUAUGUAUAAUUUUACGGUCUAAUCCUAUGUAAUUGUAUAGGCUUGAAGCAAAGUGAAAUAAAAAAAGAAAAAAGAAAAAAGAAGAGAAA
Polistes dominula (European paper wasp) is the source of this 1834-nucleotide messenger RNA. RefSeq names its product SET and MYND domain containing, arthropod-specific, member 5 (gene SmydA-5). Lineage: Eukaryota; Metazoa; Arthropoda; Insecta; Hymenoptera; Vespidae. The record is from RefSeq and is a predicted model, not a curated record.